AUGGAUGAAAUAAAAUUAGUGGAAUCGGAUGAUGAGUUAUAGUAUUAACCAUAGGUAUUAAAAACAUAAAAACAACAUCAACCAAAGAGUGUUUAAGAAAUGAGAGAGCAAUUCAGAUUGUAAAUAAGGAAGGAAAGAAUAGAGGAAUAAUUGGAGAAGAAAAGAAUGUGGUUUAUACCGAAAUAGAGAUUAUAAAGUUCUCAAUUGAAUCUUUCAAUUAAUAAUUUAUUCAAUGAAUUGAAGAAUGUAUAUGCUAAAAAAGAAAUGAAUGAAAUUUCAUAGAAAUUACAUUUAAUUGCAAAUAUUAUAGAUGACCGUAAUCGAAUUCAUAGUUUGUAUUUAACUUAGAGAAAUUUCUUAUAAUUCAAAGAUUUAUUGAAUGAUGAAUCAUACUAUAUUGAUACAUAUACAAUUUAUUUGUAAUUGACUUAAGAUGAUGAAUAUUUUUAAUUACCAAUUGAAGAUAUUCAAUGGUCUAUUGAAAAAUCUUUAGAACUGCUAGUGGAAAAUAAACAAAUAGAUGAUUUAGCUAAUCUAAUACUAGGAUAUUUAGGAAAUGUCUCAAGUAAAUUAUUAUAGAUUCAACAUUAUUUGUUAAGUAAAAAUACUAUCGAAAUAUUAUGCUAAUUAAUGAAAGAGUCUUUAUUGCAUAAUGUUUGUUAUUUAAUAUAAACUUUGUGUAGUAACAUUCCUGAAUAAUAUAAACCUUAAUUAAUAGUGAUUAUGAAGCAUUUAAAGAUUAAUAAAAGUUAAGAAAUACUGUAAACUUUAUUUAUCAUUAAUAAAUAGUGUGAUUUAUAUGAUAAGGAAAUUAAUUAUUUUGAAAUAUUUCAAUUACUCUUUUAUUAUUUGAAUGAAUAUCUUACUAAUGAAAAUGACUUUGAAUCAUUCUAUUCUGCUCUGCUCUAAAUGAAAUACUUAUCAGAUUUUCAGCAAUUGUAUGCUAUCUUCCAAUAAUUUUCCAUCUUAGAAAUCAUUAACAAACUUAUUAAUUACAAAUACUAAAAGAUACGAACAGCUGUCUUAUAUAUUUUAUAAAACAUAUGUAAAUAAGGCCAUAAUGUAAUUUAACAAAUAUUUGCAUAAUAAGAACUAAUUAAAAAACUAAUCAAUAUCUUGACAACAGAUAAACCAAUUAAUUAAUCUCUUGUAAUAAGAUCUAUUCAACAUAUUUUAAAAUAUGGAAGUUAAUAAGAUUUCACAGUUCUCAUUAAUUUAGGUCUUGUUGUACACUUAAAGUCAACUGUUGAAUCAGCAGAACCAUAUAUUGUUUUAUAAGGAUUGGAAUGUAUUACUUCACUUAUGAAUUAUGGUUUAUCAUUGUAAACAUAACUAAAUGUUUCAAAUCCAAUAUUAGCCAUAUUAUAAUAAAACUAGCUUAUUAAAGCUAUCGAAGAUUUGUAAUAUCAUCCAAAUAGAGAGAUCUUUAUCCAAUCACAAAAACUAAUCAAUGAAUUUUUUAGAACUGACUGA
Paramecium sonneborni is the source of this 1473-nucleotide messenger RNA. The record is from the annotation of a GenBank genome assembly. Lineage: Eukaryota; Ciliophora; Oligohymenophorea; Peniculida; Parameciidae.